AUGUCUGUGCUUCUGGCUGCUGGCCUCGUGGCCGCGCUCGCCGCCUCCCCAGCGGCGGCAUUCUGGCGACUUCCAUGCAAAUCACCCAUUGUUGUGGAACGAGCUGAUCCAAUUGUUCAGCCAGGCCAAGUUUCAAACCAUUUGCACACAAUCAUGGGGGGCAAUGGAUUUGAUUUUACCAUGGACUAUAACGAUACUCAAAAGUCCACUUGUUCAUCGUGCACUGUGAUCGGUGACAACAGCAACUACUGGACUCCCACUCUGUUCUACAGACAUCAGGAUGGAACGUUCGAGAGUGUCGAACAGAUUGGAGGAGCAACGGUCUACUAUCUCCAGAGAUCAGGAAAGGGUGAAAAGAUCGUGAGCCCUCCUGCUGGUUUCCGUAUGGUUGCUGGUAAUCCAUUCAAACGAAGUGGUGGAGACGAUUUUAAAUCUCAAGCCAUAAGUUAUGCUUGCCUCGAUUACAAUGGCCCUGCGAAGAAAGAAACGCAAAACUUCCCAAACUACAACUGCCCCAAUGGUCUUCGUGCUCAAGUUUUCUUCCCAUCCUGCUGGAACGGAAAAGACCUCGACUCGAAAGACCAUACAUCGCACAUGUCAUAUCCUGCAAAUUCUUACAACUCCGGUGCUUGCCCACCUGAUUUCCCUGUCCACCUUAUCUCAAUUUUCUUCGAGAUCAUCUGGGAUACUGGUAAAUUCGCCGACAAGUGGUACGGCGAUAGCCAACCAUUCGUUUGGUCGCAAGGUGAUCCAACUGGUUAUGGGGGGCACGGAGAUUUCCUGAUGGGAUGGGAUCCAGAUCACCUUCAAGAUGCCAUCGAUCAAUGCACAAACGACAGUGGCAGGGUUGAAGAUUGUCCCGUCUUCGAUCUCAUUCCAGACAAGCAAGCUGAGGGCUGCAGAAUCCCUUCGGGUGUCGAUGAACUUGUCAGUGGCAUCCUCCCAGCCCUUCCAGGUUGUAACCCGGUCCAACCCGGUCCCCAAGCUGAGCCACAACCACCAACCUGCGGUGCUCCCACCGAGAUCUCUUACUCAGGCAAGAAAGACUACGUCGAUCUUACUUCGAAAGGAUGGGGCUACAUGGGAUGUGGUACGGACAACUACUACAACCGAGCCUUGACAGGCGCUAGUCAGUCUAACGACAAGAUGACCAACGAGAACUGUGUUGCAUUCUGUGAAAGCAAGGGAUUCUCCAUCGCUGGCACUGAGUACGGCCGAGAAUGCUAUUGCGGGAACUCGCUACCUGAUGGAGCCAAGCCAAUUUCUGGAAUCGCUGGUAACUGUAUCAUGCCAUGUGCUGGCAACAGUGAUCAAUUUUGUGGCGCAGGAGGUGCCCUAUCCCUCUACUCCAAAUGCACUGGUGAAUGCACCAAUGUUGGCGGCGGUGCAGCUCCUCCUACGAAGCCCUCGACCUCUGCAGCGCCGUCUCAGCCUUCUGCUUCAGCGCCUGCUCAGUCAUCGACUACGCUGGCACCCAGCAACACAAAGCCUCCUACUGAAGUAGUCGUGCCAACUACCACUGCUGUACCUCAGGAUACAACCGUGGUGGCCACUACAUCUACAUUGGUAACUACCACAUGUUCAUCUGAUUCAGAACCUUCCGAGUCCACAGCCCCUGCAGACGACUCUGGUUCUUCCGACGCAAGUUCGUUGGAGGGCUCAGAUGCCCCAGCUACGACAGAUUCUACUCCAUCCGAUGCAAGUUCAUUGGGUGAACCAGAUGUUACGUCGCCCAGCACAGCCUUCAAACGCUACGUGCACUACACUUCCGAACCGACUUCCAGCAAGCCGUCCUCCGCAGCACCAUCAUCCACCUCGGGCUUCACUUACGCCGGCUGCUUCGUCGACACCGUCAAUCCUCGCUCUCUCCCCAAUUGGAGCAAUUUCAACGGCCCCAACGUCUCGAAUGAAGCCUGCAUCACCUUCUGUGCCGGGCGCGGCUUCUCCAUUGCAGGGACCGAGUACGCCGGCCAGUGCUUCUGCGGCAACGAGCUUACGACCCAGCAACUGGACGACUCCAAGUGCAACAUGGCCUGCACAGGGAACAGCAGCGAGAAAUGCGGCGGCCCUGGCGCCUUGAGCGUGUACAAAGCCAGCAGCCCGACCAAGAGAUCCACCAGCUUCAUCACCAGGCACCUAGGCCAUCUCGCUAAACAUGGAAGAAGGUCUGCUGCCCGUGUGUUGUGA
Exophiala aquamarina CBS 119918 is the source of this 2187-nucleotide messenger RNA. RefSeq names its product murein transglycosylase. Lineage: Eukaryota; Fungi; Ascomycota; Eurotiomycetes; Chaetothyriales; Herpotrichiellaceae. The record is from RefSeq and is a predicted model, not a curated record. The coding region runs from base 1 to 2187 and encodes 728 amino acids. The transcript is spliced from 4 exons.